AUGGAGUCAGUGAAUGAAGUCGGAAAAAAGAAAGCUAGUGGCAGUAAAAAUAGAAAGAGAGCAAAAGAAAAUGCUCAAAAAAAUGCUUUGCUUGUUUCAAAAAUGCCUAAAUUGCAAAAUUAUUUUUUUAAAUUAGAGACAGUUGAGACUGGAUGUUUGGGAAAUAAUAUUGAUGAUCAAAUGCUUAUUUCUGGUUCUGUUAACGACCCUAAUAAAAAUAAAGAGUUGGUGAAUUUACAUGAACAAGCAUCAGAAUUUAAUGACCUAGAUGAGAUUGACUUACACAAUGAUCAGAAAUAUUCAGAUAGAGAACACAGGGCUAAAAAUUUGGUUUACCUUGAAACUGAUCCAGCCAAAUGGAUUUUAAAUAAAAAUUCUUUAUACUAUUUUUACUGUCUUCUAUUUGCACAAAAUGAAACUGCAUUUAGUCAUCAAGGUAAAGGAUUUAUAAACUGGAAAAAAUGUUUAGACUAUGUUAAAAAUCAUGAAAAAAAUCAAAUUCAUCUUAGAUCUGUGAAAUUAUGGUUUUCCAAACAAUCUGAAAAUCUAGAAACUAUAGACAAACAGCUUAAAAUUGAAAUUCAGAAAGAAGAAUCAUAUUGGCAACAAGUAAUUCAUCGUUUAAUAGAAACUAUUAUUUUCUUAUCAUCUAGAGGACUUGCAUUUAGAGGUGAUGAUCAAAUCCUAGGUUCUGGGCACAAUGGAAAUUAUUUAGGAUGUCUUGAAUUAAUCUCUAAAUUUGAUCCAUUUCUUUCUACUCAUAUUGACAAGUAUGCAAAUAAAGGCAAAGGAACUGUGUCAUAUUUGUCGAAUACCAUUUGUGACGAUUUAAUUUUAACCAUGACUAAAACUGUUUUAGAAAAUAUUGUUCAGGAAAUUAUAACUUCUAAAUAUUUUUCAAUUAUCAUAGACUCUACACCUGAUAUAUCAAAAGUUGAUCAACUUACAGUUGCAAUAAGAUAUAUUCUACCAGACGGUUCACCUGUUGAACGUUUUUUGGGAUUUUUACCUUCGGUUGGUCAUAAGGCAAAAGAUAUGGAAUUGGCUAUACUUCACUUUUUUUCUGAUCUUGGGAUUUACAUGAAAAACUGUAGAGGACAAAGUUAUGACAAUGCUCAAAAUAUGUCUGGAAUUUAUAAUGGAUUACAAUCCCGUAUAAAAAAAAGCUCUUCUACUGCUGAAUUUGUGCCUUGUUCGGCGCACUCGUUGAAUUUAGUUGGUACAUUUGCAGCUGAAGAGACUAGUGUAGGUAAUCGGUUUUUUAUGAUCACUCAAGGUUUGUAUACUUUUUUUUCUGGUUCUACAUCACGUUGGAAGAUCUUAGAAAAUGAACUUAAUUCUAUUCCUAAUUCAACAUUGCUUAAAAAUUUAUGUCCUACAAGAUGGUCAUCAAGAUAUUUUGUUUGCAAGUCAAUAAAAAAUGGUUAUAAAAAGAUUGUUGUUGCAUUACAAAAUAUAUCAGAAGAUGUAAGUCAGAGGCCUGCUACAAGACAUGAAGCAUUAGCUCUAUUCAAAAAAAUGAAAAACCUAGAAUUUACAUUCAUGUUAGUCUUGUGGACACAUAUAUUAGAAAGAUUCAACAUGACCAGCAAAAGUUUACAACGUGUUGAUAUGGAUUUAUUAUCGGUGAUUUGUUUCCCAAUGAUUUUAAAAGACAAAAAAAAAGGGCUGUAUUUUUAUUAUUAUGAAGGAGGUUCGGAAGAUAUUAUGUUUUCAGAAAAAGAAAACAUGAAAAUUAAAACAUUUUUUCCUAUCAUUGAUGCUUUAAUCAGUAAUUUAAAUAAACGAAAAGAAGCGUACAAUGAAUUAAAUGAAAAAUUUGGAUUUUUUUUACAUUUAGAAGACAUAGACCAAACUGAGUUUAAAUUAAGAGCUGAAAAGUUAGUAAAUAUAUACGAAGAUGACUUAGAUAUUGAAUUUGUUGAAGAAUUAUUACAGUUUAAACAAAUGGUUUUGUGUAUGCCAGAAAGUCAAAAAAAUUCUUUUCACGCUUUAUUGAAAGCAUUAAUAAAAUAUAAUAUAAGUUCUACAUUUCCAUCGAUAGAAAUUGCCCUUAAAAUAUUUACAUGCAUGCCUUGUUCAAAUGCUAGUGGUGAACGCUCAUUUUCUGUUUUGAAAAGAGUAAAAACAUAUCUCCGUUCAUCAUUAGCUAAUGAAAAAACAUCAUCUUUAUCAUUAUUGUGCAUGGAGUCAAAAGUUGUAAAGAAUAUUGAUUGGAGUACUUUAGUCAAGAGAUUUGCCAAAGAUAAAGCAAGAAAAAAAUUGUAA
This is a messenger RNA of Rhopalosiphum padi (bird cherry-oat aphid), 2268 nucleotides long. RefSeq names its product zinc finger MYM-type protein 1-like. Bases 1 to 2268 code for a protein of 755 amino acids. The transcript is spliced from 6 exons. NCBI's taxonomy places the organism in Eukaryota, Metazoa, Arthropoda, Insecta, Hemiptera, Aphididae. The record is from RefSeq and is a predicted model, not a curated record. Gene Ontology annotation, molecular function: protein dimerization activity.